Molecule: messenger RNA, 4460 nt
Organism: Toxotes jaculatrix (banded archerfish)
Lineage: Eukaryota; Metazoa; Chordata; Actinopteri; Toxotidae
Product: dynactin subunit 1-like
Exons: 32
Coding region: 179-4006 (1275 amino acids)
Biological process (GO): establishment of mitotic spindle orientation; nuclear migration
Cellular component (GO): kinetochore; axon; microtubule associated complex
Source: RefSeq, a predicted model, not a curated record
CUGUCAGUCCACCGGAAGUGACCUGUCAAAAAACGGAAUAAACCACUGGAUCUCCAAGCUAGGUAGCCAAAAAAUAACAACAGAGGAUUAUUGUUUGUCUGCAUGAUAACCCCAAGCAUUUACAUUUAAAGACAGUAAUCUCUGUGUAUGCCAGCUGACCAGCCCACUGAUCAGCAAAAUGAGCAGUGCAGGAACAGUGGAGAGUGGUAAACCUCCAAAGAUUGGCUCUAUAGUAGAAGUGACAGGGAAGGGUCAGCGUGGCACUGUCGCCUACAUCGGCGCCACCCUCUUCGCCUCCGGCAAAUGGGUUGGUGUCAUACUGGAUGAACCUAAAGGCAAGAAUGACGGCACCGUGCAGGGGAAACGCUACUUCACCUGUGAGGAAAAUCAUGGAAUAUUUGUCAGACAGUCGCAGAUCCAGGUGGUGGAAGAGGGCUCCAGUGCCACCUCACCAGAUACUCCUGAGAGUGGCAUUGCCAAGACACUGAAACAGAAAGACAUUCCAGAGACUCCCAAAACAUCAAAACAGACACCGGUGAAUGUUAAGAAGUCUUCUACCCGCCGCUCUGCCAAGUGGAGCACGCCACGGCUCACGCCUGCCACCUCCCUCCCCUCCCUCUUGGUACGUCCCCCUGGCCGCCCCAGCCUGUCGCUCAUGGCAUCUCGUGAGACCCUGUCGUCGUCUCUGUCUGGUGAUGUCAGUGAGGUGGGCCUGUCCUCUCACCAGGGUGCACUGGGAGCUCCUGUCGUGCCUCAGCCCAGCGGGUCGCCUGCGGCAUCCACAGCCCCAGUCCAGGCUACUCCGAGCAAGGUGGAACCUGCCAUUUCCAAACAGGAGGAGGAAUCACUGCGAGCUCAGGUCAAGGACCUAGAGGAGAAGCUGGAGACACUAAAGAUGAAGCGGACAGAGGACAAGGCCAAGCUGAAGGAGCUUGAAAAAUACAAGAUCCAGCUGGAGCAGCUUCAGGAAUGGAAGACCAAAAUGCAGGAGCAGCAGGCUGAGCUGCAGAAACAACUGAAGGAAGUCAAGAAGGAAGCCCGUGAGGCACAAGAGGCCAAGGACCGCUACAUGGAAGAGAUGUCAGACACGGCCGAUGCCAUCGAGAUGGCAACGCUGGACAAAGAGAUGGCUGAGGAGCGAGCAGAGUCACUGCAAGUGGAGGUGGACAGUCUGAAAGAGAAAGUGGAGGAGCUGUCCAUGGACCUGGAGAUCCUUAGACAUGAGAUUUCAGAGAAAGGGUCAGAUGGAGCUGCCUCCAGUUACCAUGUCAAGCAGCUGGAGGAGCAGAAUGGCAGACUUAAGGAGGCGCUGGUCAGGAUGCGUGACCUGUCUGCUUCAGAGAAACAGGAACAUGUGAAGCUGCAGAAGCAGAUGGAGAAGAAGAACACUGAGCUGGAGACUCUGAGGACUCAGAAGGAAAAACUGCAGGAAGAACUCAAGCAGGCAGAGGCUACGAUUGAUGAACUGAAAGAGCAGGUGGAUGCUGCUCUGGGGUCUGAGGAGAUGGUUGAGACCCUGACGGAGAGGAACCUUGACCUGGAGGAGAAAGUCAGAGAGCUGAGAGAAACAGUCACUGAUUUGGAGGCGAUCAACGAGAUGAAUGAUGAGCUCCAGGAGAAUGCCAGGGAGACAGAAAUGGAGCUGAGAGAGCAGUUGGACCUGAGCGGUGCCAAAGUCAGAGAGGCUGAAAAAAGGGUGGAGGCUGCCCAGGAGACUGUCGCUGAUUACCAGCAGACCAUCAACAAAUACAGAGAGCUCACCACCAGGCUACAGGAUGCCAACAGGGAGCUGAUCAGCCAGCAGAAUGCCAAUGCUGAACAAGUUCAACAACCACCUGCAGAACUAUUUGACUUCAAGAUCAAGUUUGCAGAGACCAAGGCCUACGCCAAGGCUAUUGAGAUGGAGCUGAGGAAAAUGGAGGUGGCUCAAUCAAACAGACAGGUGUCCCUCCUCACCUCCUUCAUGCCAGACUCCUUCUUCCGUCAUGGUGGAGAUCAUGACUGUAUACUGGUCCUUCUGCUUAUCCCCAGGCUCAUCUGCAAGGCUGAGCUGAUCAGCAAACAGGCCCAGGAGAAGUUUGACUUGAACGGGAACCUGGCGCAGGGGACUGAGUUCCGAGGGUCUCCUGGAGAACAGCGCAGUUUUGCCUCAGGGCUGGUGUACUCCCUCAGCCUGCUGCAGGCCACCCUGCACAAAUAUGAACAGGCUCUAAACACCUGCAGCGUGGAGCUUUUUAAGCGCAUGGGUACACUUUACUCUGAAAUGAGCUUCCAUGAGCGUUCCCUGGAUUAUUUCAUCGACCUGCUGCAUAAAGACCAGCUCGACGAGACUGUUAAUGUGGAACCCCUGACUAAAGCCAUCAAGUACUAUCAGCAACUGUACAGUGUCCAUCUGGCAGAUCACACUGAGGACUGCACAGUGCAGCUGGCUGACCACAUCAAGUUUACCCAGAGUGCCCUGGACUGUAUGGGGGUGGAGGUCGCUCGUCUGCGGGCGUUCCUGGCAGCAGGUCAGGAGAGCUCUGGCUUCGCUGUGCUUCUGAAGGACCUGGACACUUCCUGCUCUGAUAUCAGACAAUUCUGUAAGAAGAUCCGCCGCCGCAUGCCUGGAACAGAUGUGGUUGGAGUCCCCGCUGCUCUCAAUUUUGGACCACAGGUGUCAGAGACGCUGACCGAGUGCAGGCGCCAGCUGACCCGUGCGGUGGCCGUGCUGCAGGAGGUGGCUGCGGCUGGAGCUCAGAUGGUUGCUCCGCUGGCAGAGCAGGAAGGUCUCAACGCUCUCAGACUGGAGGAUAUCGCUUGCAAGGCUGUGGAGCAGGUAUAUGGCUCACAAGGCCUGAGUGCCCCAGAGUGUAUGCGUCAGUCGUGCAGCUCCGUCAUUGCCACCAUGAACAAGAUGGCUACAGCCAUGCAGGAAGGAGAGUAUGAUGCUGACAAACCUCAGGGCAAGACUCCUCCUGCGGAGAUACGAGCAGCCAGCGUCAGGGCCGAGAUGACUGAUGCUGAGGGUCUAGGAGUUAAACUAGAAGACAGAGAGACGGUCAUCAAGGAGCUCAAGAAGUCUCUCAAGAUCAAGGGUGAGGAACUGAGUGAGGCCAAUGUCCGUCUGAGCCUGCUGGAGAAGAAGCUGGACACCUCCACCAAAGACGCAGAUGAACGGGUGGAGAAGAUUCAGACCAAACUGGAUGAGAAUCUCGCCCUGCUGAAGAAGAAAGAAAAGGAGUUUGAAGAGACGAUGGAUGCUCUGCAGGCUGAUAUUGACCAGCUGGAGGCAGAGAAGGCAGAGCUGAAACAACGCAUCAAUAACCAAUCAAAGAUGACCAUUGAAGGCCUGAGAGGCCCGCCUGCCUCUGGAAUUGCCUCCAUUGUUCAGGGAUCUACAGGAGCAGGUCUGCCUCCAUCCAUGGCAGGGCCGGUGCAGGUGGUGGACUCCCCUCUCCUCAGGCUGCAGGUUGAGGCUCAGAGACUGGGCAUCAAGCACCUGAAGAAUGAAAACAACCGACUCAAGGCAGAGAAGAUGAGAGCCCAGCUGGCCUCCCUGCCUCCACUCUGCCCCCCCAAACUGCCACAGGUGUCCAAAGAAAGCUCCAUGCCUCCAGAGGGACUGAACACUGGCAUCUAUCGCAGGACUGACCAACUGCUGGCUACACUGCUCAAGCUGAGCUCAGAAUUUAAAGUGGUGGACAUCACUGGGAAGACAACAGUUAGUGCCAGUGCCCAGCUCCUGGAGCAAACGGCUCGACUGAAGAACCUCAGCGACGCUUUGGACAAACUCAAGGGAGAAGUAGCUGAACAUGUAGUCGCAUAUCAGCCUGGAGCGAAGGCUUCCUCCGACUUCGCCACCUUCCCCGUCUCCUCCUUUGUUAAGGCCAAGGAAGAGAAGCAGGGAGGAACAACAUUCGUAGGACGUGUUUCCAUUCCAUGCAACCGUGGACAGGAGCAAGUGCACCGCCUCGUCCUAUCACAGCAGCAGCUGCAGCAAGUGCACUGCCUCCUCAUGGCCUAAGACGGCGUGCCGUUCACCCACAGCCAAGGCUGAUGGCACAUCAAGAAAAGCUUUUGUUCUUUACUCUCAUUCCAGCUUCCACUUCACUUCAGCAUUCUCCCCUUUAUUUAUCUCUUUUACCUUUUCAAUAUUCUCAGGAAACUGUAUCCGGUAUUUGUUAAGACUAUAGCACUAAUAAAAACUGGGGCACAGCAGUGUCUUUAUAUUACACGUAAAACUGAUUGGUGUUUGAUUAUAUUGAAUUAAGUCCAAAUGGAUUUGACUCCUGAAUGUCACAGUAUGAAGGUGUCAUGUUUUCAUCACUAAAACAGUUUGUAUGCACCAAUUUUGCCAACUCUUUGUGGAAAUGGGGAAAACUAACAAGUCAUUUUUACUGUACUUGCACCUCUUUAGUUUUUUUCUCUUUGUAUCUUUUGUAUUUGUAGUAAUUCAGACAAUAAAAGUAAGCACUCUA